AUGCUGCGCAGCCCGCCGCGCCCCCGGCCCGGCCCGCCGCCCCCCAAGACCCCCUUCCACAUCGAAGCGCUCCUCGCCCGGGAGCCGCCGCGCCGCGGCCCCGCCGCCGCCGCCUCCGCCCCGCCGCUCCCGCCCUGGCCCGCGGCGGGACCGGGACCGGGUCUGGAGUUGUCUCAGUGUGUAGGGGCCAACUCGCUGGGCCCUGCUGGGCCUUGGAGAUCUGGGGGGCCCUGCAAGAUGAAGAGGGUCCGCACCGUCUUCAAACCAGAGCAGCUGGAGCGGCUGGAGCAAGAGUUCCUCAAGCAGCAGUACAUGGUGGGCACGGAGCGAGUAGACCUGGCUGCAACUCUGCAUCUCACAGAGACUCAGGUGAAAGUCUGGUUCCAGAACCGGAGGAUCAAAUGGAGGAAGCAGAGCAUGGAGCAGAAGGCGGCAAAGCUGUCACAGUUUGGGGUGAUACAGCCUGCCACCACAGACUCGACGGACAUCAAGGACCACGAGGAGGACACCGUGGACGUUGAGCUUUGAACAGCCGAUGAGAUUCAGCUGCCACUGUUGUUUUUUGAGCCGUGUCUGCUUGACGGAGAUACGGGGGAUGCAGGCACGUCUGCGCUUCUUCGGUCCAAGCGAGACAUUACGCUCUCGAUCCGAGAGUUGGAGCUACAGGACUAAACUGCAGCUGGCUGGGAGGAAACCCCCCCCAAAUAUUGUUUGGCUGCUGUUUGGUAGCCAUGUGCCGUAAUUCCUAGGGCUUUAUCACCAAGCCGGUUGUACUUGGUGGUGCCAUAGCUGUGGCAAGGCAUGUGUUCUCCUGUUUGCUCUUGAAGCACCAGGACGCACAACCAGUUUCCAGCGGAGAGGCUGGGGUGACAAUCAGACGGUGUCUCUGACGGCUGUGAGCAUAAGGGCAUUUGAGCACGGGGUCACUUGCGCUGCGUGUGGCUGUGUGCUCCUAGGAGGGAGACCUGUGUUGGGAGGACAGUCGACCCCGAUUGUUUUUCCUGGUCAACUUGACUCCCGUGUUUGAUGCUUAGAUCACAACAACAACAAAAGUUAAAAUUGGAACGCCCUUUGCUCCCACCCGCAGACUAUCUUUACUCUUGCAAUAAGACGAACAGGGUCUGAUCCUGCCCCCUGGAACACAAGUGCCUCCUCUUGUCCCAUGCCCUGGUGUAUUUGUGCCUUUGUUUUGGCUUCCCAAACCCGGAGGGCAGAACCCGGUGGGGCUCUUUGUCUUCUGGCAUUGCCUUACUUCGCCAAGGUGUGCGUAUGCCGCUGCAGCAGGGAAUGAGGCACUCGGGCUGGCCCGAGGAUCAGGGCUGUUAUAAAAAGGCAGCUUUCCAACACCUCUGGUGCUUCAGACGACCCCCUGCCCCUCGUCCAGAUGUGCCGAUUCUGGCCCAGACGGCAGUUGCUCUGUUCUCUCCUCAUUAUACAUCCAAGUGCCAUGGGAAACGGCACCUGGAGUGUUCGGCGAGCCCAUCUGUAACCACCCGAUGCAGUUAGCAGUUGUAUUUUUGGUGGCUGGGAGGGCUUUGAGGGGUCAGGACUAAGCACUCGACCUUCCCCGUCUGUGUGUUAGCAGCUAAGUGCUCUUAGGCCAGGCUGUCAGCGCUCGGGCCGUCACCUCACCUUCCUAGGUCUGCCCAGGGUACCAGGCACCACGUCCCGUCAGCUCAGGAUAAUUUAUUGCAUCUCCUUCUAUCACUUUACUCUUAUAUUGUUAUUUAUAGAAACAACUUUUUUUUUUCCUUAAUAAGUGUCACUUAUUUAUUUGCUUUGCUUCUUAAUAAAAAUCUAGUGUAUUUUAAAAAGAGAUGGGACUGGCUGGGGGGAGGCAGGGUUGGGCAGCUCCUUCGUUUCUGAGCAGGCAGCGAUGCCUCAGUGGCUUCUUGCCCCAUAGCUGCCAGGGAUGGGUUAUCCAUCCUUUUUGCUGUGUACAGUUUUAUCUGUGUUUCUGAGGAAAUGGAGUUAAAAAAAAAAAAAGAGAAAACAGAAGAAAUGCACCUUUUCCUCCUCCUCCUAAGACCCCUGUUGUCAAAAAGUAACAUCUGCUUUCCAACAGAAGUCACAAAAGCGUGAUUUCUUCUUGAAAGGGUGAUUUCUUCUCACACGUUUUCAUUCCCGACAUGCCAAUACAAAUAUGAAAGCAGUUUUUUUUUUCCCCCGCACCUGUGUGUUUGCUGGUAAACCUGUGCACUCAUCUCAAGCUUGAACAUUUGGAAUGGAGCAAGAACAGCUUUUAAACAGAU
Gymnogyps californianus (California condor) is the source of this 2252-nucleotide messenger RNA. Its product is annotated as homeobox protein not2-like. Gene Ontology annotation, molecular function: DNA-binding transcription factor activity, RNA polymerase II-specific; DNA binding. The record is from RefSeq and is a predicted model, not a curated record. The transcript is spliced from 3 exons. Gene Ontology annotation, biological process: central nervous system development; regulation of DNA-templated transcription; neuron differentiation. NCBI's taxonomy places the organism in Eukaryota, Metazoa, Chordata, Aves, Accipitriformes, Cathartidae. The coding region runs from base 1 to 528 and encodes 175 amino acids.